This is a messenger RNA of Enhydra lutris kenyoni (northern sea otter), 5358 nucleotides long. Its product is annotated as nucleoporin 133. Gene Ontology annotation, cellular component: nuclear pore outer ring. Gene Ontology annotation, biological process: protein import into nucleus; poly(A)+ mRNA export from nucleus; transcription-dependent tethering of RNA polymerase II gene DNA at nuclear periphery. Gene Ontology annotation, molecular function: structural constituent of nuclear pore; protein binding. Lineage: Eukaryota; Metazoa; Chordata; Mammalia; Carnivora; Mustelidae. The record is from RefSeq and is a predicted model, not a curated record. The transcript has 26 exons. Bases 122 to 3592 code for a protein of 1156 amino acids.
UGCUUUUGCGUCAUCACCGCGUGCCCUCCCGCCUUUGGGCUUUCAAGCUCCCCGGCGCGCGAGCAGAGCUGCAUCCCCACAGAAGGGAUCUGCGUGCCCCGUGUCGCCUCUCCGUUCCGUCAUGUUCCCGGGCGUCUCCUCUCCGCGGACACCUGGGCCCGGGACCCGAAGGGGCCCGCUGGGCGGAGUCGGACCCGGCUCCACGCCCCGGGCGACUAGCAGAAAAGGUCUGUCACUAGGGUCGGCAGUCAGCUCCCCGGUGCUCUUUUCGCCGGUCGGCCGGCGUAGCUCGCUGAGCUCGCGAGGAACACCUACACGAAUAUUGCCACACCACUGUGUAACUGAGUCUAUGAACUAUGAUGUGAAAACAUUUGGAUCUUCUCUUCCUGUUAAAGUAAUGGAAGCCUUGACAUUGGCUGAAGUUGAUGAUCACUUGACUGUUCACAUAGAUGAAGGAGGAUGGGCUUGUCUGGUCUGCAGAGAGAAACUCAUUAUUUGGAAGAUUGCUCUGUCACCUAUUACUAAGUUAUCUGUUUGCAAAGAACUUCAGCUGCCGCCUAGUGACUUCCCUUGGAGUGCUGACUUGGUGGCUCUCUCUUAUCCUGAUACUGCAGGUGAAGCACAUUCUACUCAGGCUAUUGCUGUCAUGGUUGCCACCAGAGAAGGAUCCGUCCGUUACUGGCCAAGCCUUGCUGGUGAAGAUACCUACAUGGAGACCUUUGUAGAUUUGGGAGGUGAUAAGACUUACAGUUUCCUAACAGCAGUGCAGGGAGGAAGUUUUAUUUUGUCCUCAUCGGGAAGCCAGCUGGUUCGGCUGAUACCUGAUAGUUUAGGAAAGAUUCAUCAACACAUUCUGCCUCAAGGACAAGGGAUGCUUUCAGGAAUUGGUCGGAAGGUUUCUUCUCUUUUGGGAAUUUUAUCUCCCAGUAGUGAUCUCAUCCUUUCAAGUGUCCUUUGGGAUAGAGAGAGAGCAAGCUUUUAUAGCCUGACAAGUUCAAACAUCAGUAAAUGGGAAUUGGAUGAUUCUUCAGAAAAACAAGCACAUAGUUGGGAUCUAAAUAGAGUCCUGAAGGAAAACAUUACUGAUGCUAUUUGGGGAUCUGAAAGUAACUAUGAAGCUAUUAAAGAAGGGGUCAACAUUCGGUAUUUGGAUUUGAAGCAAAACUGUGAUGGGCUCCUGAUUUUGGCAGCCGCAUGGCACCCAGCAGACAAUCCAUGUCUCAUCUAUUACUCUCUGAUAACAGUAGAAGAUAAUGGCCACCAAAUGUCUGAUGCAGUAACUGUGGAAGUCACUCAGUGCAAUCCACCUUUUCAGUCUGAAGACUUGAUUAUGUGUCGGUUGAUGGUCCCAAACUUUUCAAAUCAGACUGCCUAUCUGUACACUGAAAGUGCUGUCUACGUGUGCGCCACAGGAACUGGGAAGUUUUCUCUUCCUAGGGAGAAAAUUGUCUUUAAUACACAAGGAGAUAGUAUUUUAGGAGCUGGUUCCUGCGGUGGUUUUCCUAUCCUUUUUUCUAGAAACAGUGGGUUGGUGUCUAUUACUUCAAGGGAGGGUGUGUCUAUAUUAGCAGAAGACCUUGAAGAUUCCCUAGCAUCUUCAGUUGCUGGACCCAGCAAUGAGAGUAUGGUUUUUGAGCCUUCUACAAAGAAUGAAACCAUAGUCCAAGAGGAUAAAACCAAACUGUUAAAAGCUGCUUUUCUGCAAUAUUGCAGAAAAGAUCUAGGUCAUGCUCAAAUGAUGGUUGAUGAGCUCUUUUCCUCCCGUUCUGAUUUGGAUUCUGAUUGUGAACUAGACAGAGCUGUUACACAAAUCAGUGUGGAUCUGGUGGAUGACUACCCAGCGUCUGACCCACGGUGGGCUGAGUCUGUGCCUGAGGAAGCACCUGGGUUUAGCAAUACCUCACUGAUUAUUCUUCACCAGUUAGAAGACAAGAUGAAAGCCCAUUCUUUCCUUAUGGACUUUAUUCACCAAGUUGGCUUAUUUGGACGUCUUCACACUUUUGCAGUAAGAGGGAUGCCCAUGGCAACUCGACUGUUGCUCUGCGAGCAUGCCGAGAAGUUAUCAGCCGCCAUUGUUCUCAAGAACUACCACUCAAGGCUCUCUGACCUGGUGAACACAGCAAUAAUGAUUGCUUUAAACAAGAGAGACUGUGAAAUCCCAUCCAACCUGACUCCCGCAGACGUCUUUUUUAGAGAAGUGUCCCAGGUAGACACUGUCUGUGAGUGCUUGCUCGAGCAUGAGGAGCAGGUCUUAAAGGAUACAUCAUUGGAAUCCGUUGAAUGGGCUGAGGUGGUCAUCAAUGUGAACAGUAUUCUUAAGGACAUGCUACAAGCUGCUAGUCAUUAUCGACAAAAUAGAAACUCCUUAUAUAGAAGAGAAGAGCCACCAGAACAAGAACCUGAAUAUGUUCCUUGGACGGCAACAAGUGGUCCUUCAGGCAUCCGAACAGUAAUAGAACGCCAGCAUGGGAUUGUCCUGAAAGUGGUUUAUCCUCAGGCAGACAGCAACCUCCGAAACAUUCUGACGGAGCAGCUGGUGGCACUGAUUGAUUGCUUCCUGGAUGGUUAUGUUUCCCAGCUGAAGUCUCUGGACCGAUCUGGUGAUCAAGAAAGAUACAACAGUCUGGAGAUGGAGUACCUCCAGAAGAGAUCAGAUCUCUUAUCUCCACUUCUCACACUAGGCCAGUACCCGUGGGCUGCUUCAUUAGCAGAAAAGUACUGUGACUUUGAUAUCUUAGUACAGAUGUGUGAGCAGACAGACAACCAGGCCAGACUCCAGCGCUACAUGACCCAAUUUGCUGAUCAGAAUUUUUCAGACUUUCUCUUCCGUUGGUAUCUGGAGAAAGGAAAGCGAGGCAAAUUAUUAUCUCAGCCCAUUUCUCAGCAUGGAGAGUUGGCGAAUUUUUUGCAGGCUCAUGAACAUCUCAGCUGGUUACAUGAAAUUAACAGCCAAGAAUUAGAAAAGGCUCAUGCAACACUUCUGGGUUUGGCAAACAUGGAAACUCAUUACUUUGCAAAGAAGAAAACCCUUCUGGGUUUGAGUAAAUUGGCUGCAUUGGCUUCAGACUUUUCAGAGGAUAUACUGCAGGAAAAAAUUGAAGAAAUGGCUGAGCAGGAGCGCUUUCUACUGCACCAGGAGACCCUGCCUGAACAGCUGCUGGCGGAGAAACAGCUCAGUCUCAGCGCCAUGCCGGUGCUGACUGCCCCUCAGCUCAUCAGCCUGUAUAUCUGUGAAGAAAACAGAAGAGCUAAUGAAUAUGAUUUCAAGAAAGCUUUGGACCUGCUGGAAUAUAUUGAUGAGGAGGAAGAUGUAAAUACAAAUGAUCUAAAACUGGAAAUCCUUUGCAAAGCUCUUCAGAGAGAUAACUGGUCCAGUUCAGAUGGUAAGGAUGAUCCAAUUGAAGUAUCUAAAGACAGUAUAUUUGUGAAAAUCUUACAGAAACUUUUAAAAGAUGGCAUUCAGCUCAGUGAGUACCUUCCAGAGGUGAGAGACCUCCUGCAGGCAGACCAGCUCGGAAGCCUGAAGUCUAAUCCUUACUUUGAGUUCGUUUUGAAAGCAAACUAUGAAUAUUACGUUAUGGGGCAAAUGUAACUUUUUCUAAAAAUGGUCACUGUUCCUGAAAAUGUGUGGAAGCAUGUCCUUAUAAAAAUCUUAGGCCUUAAACAUCUAAAAAUUUGUACAGUUUUAUAACACAUAUUGCUAAAUUUUGUAUACUUUAUUUGAAAGCUGCUACAAAACAGCUGUAAGGCUGACUGUAGUUUUGGUUUUUUUGUUACAAGAUCUUUUCUCUCCUCUUUUUCCAUCUAAGAUGUAGCACUUGUUAUUUCCGUGCUUGCUACCCUUCCUUUCUCCUAUCUGCUGGGGGUUCUGGGAUUCUUACUCUGGUUCUGCCUGCUUAUAUGCACAGAGCACUUCUCGGCCUCAGUUUCUGUAACUCUAAACAUGACCAGAGUGCACGGAUUGUCUCUGAAAUGGCUGUGACUCUGCACUGAAGAGAUCUGGAGUAUUGAUAUCUGUUUUGAUUGGGGCUAGUGGGCAAUAUGUAGUAAGGUAGAUGUCAGAUUUGCUGACUUGGUGUAGGACUAAAAGACUAAACAAGGAGUAAUUCAUGUGAGCUUGAGAACGGAUUAGUUCAUUGGGAAAAUGUUAAAUAUUUCUACAUAAAUAAUUGAGUAUUAAUGAGAGGAACAAGACCCUUAAGUGUUUUCUAGCCUAUCUAUAAGUUACCAAUAAGUUUAUAGUAUUAGUGUUAGUUACAGUCUUCCAGUAUGUAGAUUCCAUUAGCUUCGUGUAUUUUCAAGGUGAUUUGCACUGAAUUCCAGCUUUACCACAGUCUAACGAAUGUAAAGCAUGUGUUAUGCUAGAAGCCAUUAUAGGUUUUCUUAAUAUGGCAUCUGAUCUCCUGAAAAGUAGUGAUUCCCAAAGCUUCAUUGUUCUGACCAGUGUCAUCACUCAGUUUUUAAUCAGCUUUAAAUAAAGACUAGAGAUUGGAUAGGGAGGUGCUGGCAUAUUCAGAUUCUGGCCCAGUUGAAUGCUCACUAAAGAACUUGCUCCGACAGCUGAAAAGGUCAGAAGUUAAAUAUGGUGAAGAGAGGCCGGUUCCUGGUUUCACGAAGUACAGCCGUCUGUGUCCUCUUCCUUCCAGCUUCACAUGCAGCCUUUGAACACAUUGUCAAGGAGAGGUUAAUGGAGCUCAUUACAUUAAUAACCAGAGGAAAGACACUAGCAGCCUUGUCUUCUUUUUGCAGCUUGUAUGCGGGGACAGCAUCAGGGUCCAGGUUAGGAACCUAAUGAAGGGUGUUAAGGGAAGUUAGGAAGAACUUGUCAGAUGGCAGGUAAGAAAUUGCUAAAAUUCUCUUCUUACAGGACAAGGCUUUGGUUUUCUAUUGACAUUAGCAAUUCUUAGCUGUAUGAUCCUUGUACGUAAUAAUGUACUAUGGGGACACAGCAUUGUGCCCCCUUCAACGUGCUGCCACAAAUCUAAUAAUACCUAGUGUGAUAGGAAGGCCAGUCUGAGAGUCACCCUGGCCCCGUCGAUGGCAUGAUUUUGCAUUACUGCUGUCACGUUGUAAUGCAAAGUCGUCUUAUUUUGAGGGAGGGGAAGGCUCAUUCUUCUAGCUCUGUCUUGUCGUCAGUAGCCUAGCACUGAAAUGGUUGGAUUUUUUUAAAUUAGUAAUAGUAAAAUUAAGGCCUAAGAUUUUGAAUAAUUUUUCUAAAUUAAAAUUUUACAACAUAGUCUUUCCCAAAGAAUUGAUUUUUAUAUAAAUUGAGUAAUGAAUAAAGACACAAAAAGUGAGCAUGUUUUCUAAGGAAAGAGAAACUUUACUGACUUGGGAAAGUUGUUUUUUUUUUUUUUU